Schistosoma bovis is the source of this 3886-nucleotide messenger RNA. The record is from the annotation of a GenBank genome assembly. Lineage: Eukaryota; Metazoa; Platyhelminthes; Trematoda; Strigeidida; Schistosomatidae.
AGGUUUGAAGCGAAUCAAUUCGAUGUUUGCGUUACACCGGGUGAUACUUAUUCUGGUUUUCUUAUGCAUCAGUUUGGAUCCUUUGGAUUUCAGUAAAAUUACUGAACAAAUUUACAAUUAUGUACCUUUGUCAUAUGCAUCAUUUUGUACUCGAAAACUUAACCUUACAGGACAGGUUGGUUGUUCCAGUGAUAUCAACGGAAAUUCGGGUGUUGCUUUGUUUAUGAAUGAGUCACAAGACAUUAUUCAGACACUUAGUUCAGAUAUUUCAACUUCAUUCGUAGUGGUUGUAAAUGUUGGGCAGUUUGUUAACACUUCACUUAUGCGGUAUUUCCGUUCAACAACAAAUAUCAAAGGUCUUAUUGUGUUUUCUAACGAGGGAGAAAAUUACGACAGCUAUGCAUUUUCCGAAUCAUCCAAAUGCCCAAACAGUGAUUACAGCGCUUAUAACUUUACUGAUCAAUGUGAUUUGGAUGCACAAUGGAACCCAGCUGGGACAGAAUAUUCAUAUAUCAGUUGGCCGUUUCCGGUUGUUUUGGUUGCUGAUGUGAACAACACCAUUUGGACUUCCAUGUACGAAUGUUUCUCAAUGUUGAACCGAGAACCUGCUGAUGAUACGCGGUGCUUGAUUGAAAUAAAUAACCCUAUGUCAGCCGUUGGGUCGUCUGAGACUUGCUUUCGUCGUCAGUACCUCAUGUCGCUGCAUAUUUCUGAAAGUUCGGAGAUUUUCUGUGAUGAAUUGACAGGGCUAAACAUUAUUUUAUCAGUAACUGAUUCAAAAAAUCACUCAAGGGAUAAUAACAUUAGCAAUUAUGCUCGGUCUGAGAAUUCUUCAGUGUUUGUUCUUACUCGGAUGGAUUCUCGAAGUAUUUUCGAACGCAGUGGGUUUUCAAGCCAAGGUGUCCUUCCUAGUAUAGCUGUUUUGAUUUCUGUUGCCGUACAUUUAAUGGGACAGAAAACCUUGAAAGAUUCUCAGUUUGAAAAGGAUUUACUUUUCAGCUUUCUGGAUAAUGAGGCUUAUGAUUUUAUGGGUUCAUCUAGAUUUUCAUAUGAUUUAUCUUCUGGAAAUAUUGCUCGCUAUACUGGGGAUCCAGUGAUUUGGAAUAAUGUGUAUGCUGUCAUAGAGCUAGGUGAACUUGGAUUGUCGCGAAAGCGGGAUAAUUAUUCUAUGUUUUUCAUGUUAACAGAUGAUAAAACUUACAAUGUGACUCGAAAUCUUACGGAUAAUAUUUUCCAUCACCUAACUGCUGCGAGUGAAACAAACCAAAAAGUUGAUAUAAAAAGACCAUUAAACAAAUUACGAGAGUUACCACUACCUCCAAUAUCAUCAAUGCAAACUCUUCUUCAAAACUCACCUCGUCCCCUUCCUCAUGUGGUGUUAAGUGAUUAUGAUCGUCCACCUUUCCUUAAUAAACAUUUUGAGAGUUUUCUUGAUACUAGAUGGCCUCCAUUGGAUAAUCCUACUGCAGAUACAAUCCUUCUCGAUUUUGCCAACACUCUAGCAGAUGCUUUGCAUAGAAUAGUUUCUGCAAAUCAUGAACCUAUUUCAUCCAGCAUUGCUUAUCCAAAACCUAGUGACAUUAUGGAAUGUUUCUCAACUAAUCUGGGAUGUGACCUUUUCAAAAUGGUAAUAUUUUUGUGUGUAGUUUGGAUAGAUUAAUGUUUGCAUCGUUUUCGAGCGACUUUUAACUAUCAUUAGCUCAGUAGAUUUAAAUGUUUCUCUGAUCGGGAAGAUAGAAGUUGUAAUACUCCAGACAUCUAAUUUACUUUUUCGAUUGACAAAUAUGUUAGUUCCUUUUAGAUUUUAUCAUCUGAUGUAAUAAUUAAAGUGUAUUGGUUUUGGUUUAAUGACCAGAAGUUAGUUUCGUGGUAAUGAAAAAGUUAUGCCACUUAAACGGGUAGAACAUUAAGAUCACAAGACAUGGAAACUGACUGUUUUGUGUAAAGUGAUGAACUCAGUACCUGUAGAUUUUGUUGUUAUUUACAGCCGAAAAGCUCACUUUAUGUUCGGUAUAAAAAAGUGCUUAACGUUGAAAAGUUGAAGACUUGAUACUUGUUGAUGUGAACCACAGUCAGUUUGUCGAUUUUUCUAUUAAUUAUUUUCUGACCGAAAUUUCCAAAUAUUAUCCACUGGAUUGUACAACAUUAUAUGAGCAAAUUAGAUGAGAAUUCUAGGAUAAUGCAUGGAUACGCACUUUUACCGUAUCUUGAAAUAUCACUUAUUUCUUUUAGGUGAUCUAAACUCCACGAACUUUUUGUGAAUAGUAGUUUUAAGCAGAAGCACUUACAGCAAUGAUCAAUAACAACUAUUAAGGAGUUUAACACAUUUACCAUUUUUGCUUAAUGAUAUUUCCCGUAGUAUAUCUUACAUACAAAAACUUAAGUACACUCAUGCUUAACUUUUUAGACACAAAACGAUUAAAUUAUCUACAUACUAAGUCAUUGAGAUUUAAGUUUCUUACUGAUAUGUCGAAAACUACUAAGUUUAAAAAGCAAACCAGUACCUUGCUUCAGUCUUUCUAUAAUACGUCUCUAUAACUAAUAAUUACAUGUAAAUACGACUAAACUAUAUACUUCUUUACAUUACUGAGGGUUAAAGAACCUACUACUUAUAUAAUACUCAGUGUUGACUUGAACAGUUAAUACAUAUUAUCAGGUAUAUAUCCUGGUGUAACUCAGCCAUAGACCGUUCAUUGUUUAUCCCCAUAAUUACGUUCUUUGCCGUAAAGAACCUUGAGUAUUUCUAUACAAACGUACAUACAAAUUUAAGAUUCUCAAGGACAUUACUACAUACCUAGCUAAACCACGGGAGAAACAUGUCAACAUUCUACCUAACAGAAGUAUUCAAAACCUCAAAAUAAACUCGCAGCAAAUAUUUGACUUGCUGAUAAGUUCAUUUUGUUUGAACUAAGGUCUCAUGACAGAUUACUAAGGGUGAACGAUUAAUCUUGAUUACCUACUACGACAAAUUUGAGGGAUACAUACCAGAUAUCUAAUUCCACCCACAAUCUGAAGAAACUUUCAACUGAUCAACGCUUCUGAAUACUUGGCACUUUCCCACCAUGCCUUUUAACCAUAGUAACGAUCUAGAAUCAUUGUCUGGGUUAAAUUGACUAUAGUAAUCAUUCCAGGGCAAAACCAUACUGUCCAAUAAGUUUGUAAGGAGUUUCUUCUGAUUGUAUUCCCUCGUUACUAGAAUUUUUCCUUGAUAAGUUAUUUUAUAUAUGUUAGUUUGAACCCACUUCCAUUUAGUUUGCUCACUUGCAGAAUUUCUUCAUACCCAUUCUCAUAUUUCCAACUGAUCGUGUGUUUUUGUUUACAGUAUCUCAGUCCUGUGGACUAUAAGUAUGUACAAAUGUUAAAAACACCUGUACCUGCACAAACCUACCUGCCAUUGGGCCUACAUGAGAUAAAGAUAUCACAUCUAGUCAGUAUUCUGUUAAUAGGACUAACUGGGGAACGGACUUCAACACCAGCAUGUCCACCUUUUGAUAAACGGGGUCCUUACACAUAUUGGAUGGGAUAUUUCAACGGCUCUGAACAAUGUUACUUCACACGCAUGGACAUAACAUCACAAUUUUUGAUGAUGGAAAACGAGAAACUCAAAGCCCCGGCCUGGAUGCGUAGUCGCGAACAUUCUGAAAGGUUCUUGCGCUGGUAUCGCGGUGCAUCCCCAACGGUUGAUGGAUUCAGUGUUGCGCUAGGGAUUUUCCUCAUGACCCUCACACUUCUCAUAGCUCUUUACAUCAAGGAGGUCAUUAAUAAGAAAAUAAUACAAAUACCUGCACAAAUGGAAAUUUUAUAUACAUCUGACAACGAAAAUCGUUUGGCACCUACAUAAAAAUUUUCUGAAAAAGAUGUACAUACAGAAUAUAUUCUUUUAGAC